UUGCUCACGAGAGAGCGAGAGAGAGAGAGAGAGCGAGACAGAGAGAGAGUGCGCGCGCGCGCCGAGAUGUUGAGAGAAGCCUAACUGUAUCUCCAAUGCCAUAAUUUAACAGAAGAUGUUUGCAAGAAAAACAUGGAUAAGAUAACUGCUAAUAAGAGGAGCGCAGGGACCGCGAUUCGCACCGAUUAGUCGGCGGAAGGAAUGCUUUGUAGCUCAGAAUCAAGAAACCAAGGAACGACACGAAAACGCGUUCAUGGGUUUCGGGAACAUCCCACGCACGAUGUUCUCUAGGCAAAAUUCAGAAUUACUCACGAAAUGAAACUGUUUGCCUGGAGCUUUUUAAAUGGAGGUGGAAGGUGAAUCUGUGGACAGCGAGCAGGAGUUUUAGUCGCUUCAGUUCCAGAUGUACAAUUUUUUCCUUACCCAGAGACUGUGUCUAGUUGGAAACCAAGUGAUUGCGAGCGAUCGUUGACAGACAUGUGCUGUUAGCAAGAGCAAUAAUUCCCAGCAUAGUGCAGUAAACAGCGCCAGCGGCCAGGGGCUCUGCAAUAAGCGGUUGAUAAAAAAGCAAUAAAUUGUACGGUAAAUAAGUGAUUCAUUGCGCCAUGGGCGACGAGGAGACAAACUUAAGUGGGAACAGCACUGGCGAGUGUCUGUCAUUAUCAACGCGGACAAUACGGCGCGUCGUACGGUUUUAAGUGGAUUGAAGCGGAGACAUUUUUGGUCCACAACUUUUGAAUUAAUUCAAACAACUACACACCAUGUCAAGAAAAGGGUAACAAACCGCCAUUACCUGUUAUCCGUACACUGUGAUUAAUUUCAAAUUAUUUGAAUAUUUUCAUGUAAUAGUGUAUCGUCUUUUAAAAGCACAGAAUAUAAUUGCCUUGGACUUGUUUUUGUUACAUUUCCCUGUUGAAUAUGGAGAAGAGCCAGUUAUGGACAAUAAACUUAUGGACAAUUAUGGACAAUAAAUAAUCUUAUUUUUUGAUGUGCGAGAAUAUAUAGCCAUAAAGCUUUUUUCGAUUCCUUUUAAUAUAUUUAGAUAUUUAUUUGAAUAGAUCUUUUAAUUUGCACUAUGAUGGAACCGCCACCUUGCUCUAAGAAGAGCUUGUCUCUCUCGCUGCCGGUUCCCCGGGAGGGUCAGGCAACCCUCAAGCCUCCGCAGCAUCUGUGGAGACAACCACGGACCCCCAUCAAAAUCAAACACCGCGGCUACUCUGACACUGACCGGCAUCACCACCGACAGAUAGAGCGCUCUAAUGCGAUGGACACGAGUGACCGGCCGGGGCUUAAGAAGUCCCGCAUGUCCUGGCCAUCGUCCUUCCAUGGAACAACUAGUACAUCCAUAGGAAACUGUGUUGGGAAUAAACGUUUCGAUGGAGAGAAUGGACCGUCUCCUGGACGUAGUCCGAUGGAUUUGCAGGCGAGUCCUGGUCUGGUGCUCCACCCCUCCUUCCCCCAGAGUGGCAGGCGUGAGUCCUUCCUGUAUCGCUCUGACUCCGACUACGACAUGUCCCCCAAGACCAUGUCCCGCAACUCCUCCGUUAAUAGCGAGGGACAUGCUGAAGAUCUCAUAGUCACCCCUUUUGCUCAGGUGUUGGCCAGUCUUCGAACUGUCAGAAGCAACUUCACCAUUCUUGCCAAUGUCACGACACCCACCAGCAAGAGGUCGCCAGUGACAAGCCAACCCACCGUUCCCCCAGCAACGCUCUCUGAGGAGACGUACCAGCAGCUGGCUCGUGAGACUCUGGAGGAGCUCGACUGGUGUUUAGACCAGCUGGAGACCAUCCAGACACACCGCUCAGUCAGCGAAAUGGCUUCCAACAAGUUUAAGAGGAUGUUAAACAGGGAAUUGUCUCACUUGUCUGAGAUGAGCCGUUCAGGGAACCAGGUGUCUGAGUACAUCUCCACUACCUUCCUAGACAAGCAGAAUGAGGUGGAGAUCCCAUCACCGACACUGCGUGAGCGGGAGAAGCCCAUGUGCCACAUCAGUGGCGUGAAGAAGCUGACACACAGCUCCAGCCUGACCAGCGCCGCGCUGCCACGCUUCGGCAUCAAGACCGAGCACGAGGACGCGCUCGCCAGGGAACUGGAUGACUUGAACAAGUGGGGCCUUAAUAUUUUUCGUGUGGCUGAGUUCUCCAAUAACAGACCUCUGAGCUGUAUCAUGUUUGCCAUCUUCCAGGAGCGGGAUCUGCUGAAGACAUUUCGGAUUCCUGUGGACACGUUCAUUACCUACGUGAUGACGCUAGAAGAUCACUACCACGCCAACGUGGCUUACCACAACAGCCUGCAUGCGGCUGAUGUCACACAAUCAACACACGUGCUCCUGUCCACGCCAGCACUUGAUGCAGUCUUCACCGAUCUGGAAAUUCUAGCUGCGCUGUUUGCUGCAGCCAUCCAUGACGUGGACCAUCCUGGAGUUUCCAACCAGUUCCUCAUCAAUACCAACUCGGAGCUGGCUCUGAUGUACAAUGACGAGUCAGUUCUGGAGAACCAUCACCUGGCUGUGGGCUUCAAGUUGCUCCAUGAGGAGAACUGUGACAUCUUCCUGAACCUGAGCAAGAGGCAGCGACAGAGUCUACGCAAGCUGGUCAUCGACAUGGUGCUGGCCACAGACAUGUCCAAGCAUAUGAGUCUGUUGGCAGACCUGAAGACAAUGGUGGAGACCAAGAAAGUGACAAGCUCAGGGGUUCUGUUGCUCGAUCACUACACUGACCGCAUUCAGGUUCUGAGAAACAUGGUUCAUUGUGCUGACCUCAGCAACCCCACCAAGCCCCUGGCAGUGUACCGGCAAUGGACAGACCGCAUCAUGGAGGAGUUUUUCAGACAGGGAGACAAGGAGCGUGAGCGUGGGAUGGAAAUCAGUCCCAUGUGUGACAAACAUACUGCAUCUGUGGAGAAGAGUCAGGUGGGUUUUAUUGACUAUAUUGUUCAUCCCUUGUGGGAGACCUGGGGUGACCUGGUGCACCCCGACGCUCAGGACAUCCUGGACACCCUGGAAGACAACCGGGACUGGUACCAGAGCACCAUCCCCCAGAGCCCCUCCCCCCCACCUCUCCCUGACAAUGAGCUCAACUCCUGCACAGAAAAGUUCCAGUUUGAGCUCACCCUGGAGGGAGAGCCAGCGCAGGGGAUGGGGCGUUCUGACCAAAACCACCUCAGAGAUGACCCACAGGAGGAGCAGAAAGACAUGAAGGAAGGGGCAGAUCCUGGCGGAGGUGGGGAGGUGGAGGGUGGAGGAGAAGUGGCAGUGGAGAGGUCUGGGAGGAGGCGAUUGCAGGUCCAGUCAGUGGUGGAGGAGGAGGAUGAGGAGAGGCAUUCUGAUGGAAGUCCCACUGAGGAGGCAGAGGAAGAGGAAGAGUCGUCCUCUCCCGCUGAUGACACGUGAGCUCGGCGGCCUGCUGGCUCAUCGAAAGGGAGUGGAGGAAGCAGGACGUCCUGAAAGAACAUUGUGUCCUUCACCCCCACCCCUGUCUUGUCCACCUUCCUGCGUUGUCAUGGGAAAAUCAUGAACAAAACAAUACUUCUGCACCAACUCAAUAAGAUGUUUCAUUUUAUUUUUCAAAAAAGGGAACAAAUUAAUAUUGCUAGCAGAGAAGUAAUUAACACAGCAACUGUAGAUUUGUAAUGGGGGCUGGGGCCCUUCCAUCAGAAGGUAAAAGUUUGAUUGGAAGAAAAUAAUUUUAACGGAGUUUAAAUGUGGCCAUUUAGAUGGUGUAGCACUCUGUAACUUCGACACAUGCACAUUCACAUAUGUACAUGCACAAGCAUUCACACCUACACACACAUGCCUAGACUCUUGUCCACACACACACCCACACAUCUACACACACAUCUACACACACGCACACACACACACACACACACAUCACUUGCAGGUUUAUCUACCACAUCAGCAAAUGUACCACACAAUAUGUGCACACACCCUAAAUGUGUGUCUGUGUUUGUGUUUUGAGGGGACUCAGAUUUGGAAAGGAUCUCUUUGGAAAAAGCCAUCUCAAAUGGAAUACCAACUAUUAUCCGUAUCAAUAGUCAACUUGUUUUUAACGGAUUCAUAACAGGAACUGAAAUCCUCGGGAAGUGCAUGGUUAGUUCAGUUCGGGGUGACUUUUAUUUUCUGUUUCUGUCGGAAAGAAAACCAUGAGGACACGCCGCUACAGAGCGACUACUGAGGGGACUGUGGGUUGUAGAAGGAAGUGGAGGAAGAGACGUGUGGAAGUAGCAGGCGGCGUGGGCCCUGGCUCCUUGUUUCCCUUUACCAGGAGUGCUGCCAAUAUGAGAUGGCCACGUGCCUUUCUGAACCACCAGCUUCAGGCUCUGGAGCUGCCGUGAAGCAAUGCAUCGUGGGACAGGAGUGUCUGCUUUUGUCUUCAUUACUUUAUUACCUGUUAUCGCUCUCUCUCUCUCUCUCUCCCUCUCUCUCUCUGUCUCUCUCUGUCUCAUUGUCGUUCAAGGUUUCCAUGACUGUUGGAAACAUUGGCGUCGCCUCGUUUCAUUGCAUUAAGUCUUCCUUGGUUGCUUCCGUGCAUGUCAAGCAUUUAGGGGACUCUGAAAUAAGGGCAAGCCCUGGGUGUGGCUCCUGGGCUGAUGUCUCCUGUCACUGUUCAUGCAAACAAGGAUAGUCACUUUUUAAUAAUAAGCCAUGGGACAUUCUGCAUUUGCUUGCUGAAUUACAGUCCCAGCCUGUCAUGAGAAAACCAGGAUCUUUACAAUAGAGACUGGUAGAUUCACACUGACAGUCUCAUGUUCACCCACUGAAAUAAUGCAGUCAUGCUCUAUCACAAAACCAAUAAUAUUCUCAAUUGUGUCUUGCUAAAGAAAUUGGUGAGUAGGUAAUUCAGUGACUGAGAUGUCAGAAGGCGGUGACUGGUGGAGAGGAGGCUGAGUCAGAGACAUGGGCCAGACUUACCAUGCACAGAGAGUCACAUGCAGCCAUUAUUGAGUUUAAUGCUUUUUUGCCUUAACACUGCAGGGUUUUUAUAUAUGUUCCCAUGUUGACUGACGAGAUGCUCUUGACACAUCCCAGAAUAUUUGUUAUGUGUGUAGAUCUGCUAAAUGUCUGUCUGGAUACAUAAUUACUGCAUCAUCUGCACUGAGAAAUCUGUACUAGAGCAGUGUUUCUUGUCAAACACACUGCUGUGAGGUUGUGGGUGUCGCACUACUGUAGAUGGCAGCAUACUCAUGAUUACUGUAGUGCAGCUGUUUUCUCACAAAUGCCAAUAACUGAAGGGGGUCUGGGUGAGAGGUACACAUUUAUGUUUACCGGGUCUCUUAGUUUUGCAUUGGAGUUAUCCCAACAUUAAAAUACUGCCCCAUGUGUGUGUCUCUGAAUGUAAUAGUUGACAGGGAAAUGGUGGGUAUUUCGUGAGAAAAAUCCUCCUCCUCUACAGACGUGGGGACGAGCUGGUUUCUGCUGGUCAGUAGCUUAGCUUUGAGUCUGUGCCUGUUGCUACCUUUGAGGUCACAUCAAUACAAACCCAAUAACAAAAUGUCUGAGUGAGUAAACAAGGUGUGAUCAGAUGAGGUGUGGCUUGUGGCACGGGGCCCCGAUUGAUGGGUGGUGGGGCUGUGACCCAGGAAAGGGGUGAGAAUGAGAAUUUACUGGUCAGAACCGAUGACAUUCCCAUAUGCAUUUUCCUACCUUACCCUAGACAAUACUUUAGUUUGUGACUUUUUGUUAAUGAUGUAAACUCUUAAGCAAACAAAUACUAUUUGCCAUUUUAACACACUACUGUAGCAAUCGUUUCUUAUUAAGAAAUUAUUGAAUUAAUUACUUGCUGCCAUUCUUGUUGGAAUAUCAAAGGGAAAGUGUUUUCUUUGAACAGUUUGUGUACAGUUUUUAUUUUUGUAUCAUCUUGGUUGGUGGUCAUGAUAUUGAAGAUUAAUUACAAGAGAAUAUAAAUAUUAAGAGUUAACAGCUUGUUUUGUAUAUAUUGUAAUGUUGGACUGUAUAUUUGAAAUCACUUGGAAUCAAUCAGUCACUCACUGACGACUUAUCAGUUUUAGUUGUUAUAAAGCAUUAGUAGAAUUGUUGAAUUUGCAAAAGCACCUGCACCCUCUCCCUCUUCUCUGCUCAUCUCUCUCUUUUCCAUUUUCCGUUCAAAUUCACAGAACGAAUCCUCUACCUUCUUGAAUUGCUGUAUAUUAGAAAUGUGUCUGAGAAUAGAAUAAUCAUUGUUAAAUUCUACAACUCGUUUGUACCCGCACUUUAUAUUUGCUGUAGGAUCAUGAGGGAGCCAGUCUGGGGUAAACAGGGCGUUUUCAGGGGACAUGGUAACAGUUGCACAGGAGAUGCACAUGGCUUGGUUAAGCCUUUUCCACCAUAAUGGUACUCUCUCCCUGUUGCAUGACAAAGACAAGCUACCCUGCAUCAGUAAUCCAUGUGAUGGUUGAUCAGUAAUCCACGUGAUGGCUGGUCGGCAAUCCACAUGAUAGCUGCGUCAGUAAUCCAUGUAAUGGCUGAUCAGUGUAGGGUUUUCAGUAUUUUGAGUAAGGGGGUCUUUUAAGAUACUUCCUGACACAGUCAUAAGAUUUGAAGGAUAAUGUGGCUUAAUUAUAAAAAAAAGAUUUCUUUGUAAUUUCAGUUACUUUCCUCAUAUGAGAAUCAUUUAUGGACUGACUCUCUGGGCUUUAAAUAAUGUUACCUGUUCAUAAAUUAUGAUAAAUAAUAUAUAGGAAAAAAACACCAGAAAAUGAUUGUAAUAUUUGUAAAUGACAUUGCUGUAAUGUGUAUAAUGUGUCCAAGUUAUUUUAUAUUAUAUUAUUUUUAUGAAAGGUAAUCCACUGAGAGAAAUAAGGUGUCAUUUUGUGAAUAAAAGGCAUUUAAUAAGCAAAUGGCUAUAUAUAAAACAAAUAUAUAUCAGUAUAUUUUUCUUUUCUUUCACCGUUCAGUACUGUAAAGUGUGUUGAAAAUACAAAUAAAGGAUGAUUUUUUUAAUAAA
This is a messenger RNA of Electrophorus electricus (electric eel), 6944 nucleotides long. It is a transcript of the gene pde4a, whose product is annotated as phosphodiesterase 4A, cAMP-specific. Lineage: Eukaryota; Metazoa; Chordata; Actinopteri; Gymnotiformes; Gymnotidae. Gene Ontology annotation, molecular function: 3',5'-cyclic-nucleotide phosphodiesterase activity. The record is from RefSeq and is a predicted model, not a curated record. Gene Ontology annotation, biological process: signal transduction.